This is a messenger RNA of Salvelinus namaycush (lake trout), 3062 nucleotides long. RefSeq lists its product as uncharacterized. NCBI's taxonomy places the organism in Eukaryota, Metazoa, Chordata, Actinopteri, Salmoniformes, Salmonidae. Bases 24 to 1175 code for a protein of 383 amino acids. The record is from RefSeq and is a predicted model, not a curated record. The transcript is spliced from 5 exons. Gene Ontology annotation, molecular function: protein binding.
UUGAUCCAAUAGUACUUUUCAGGAUGACAGUGAUUAUUCUACUCCUGCUGGUACUUGCGUUUACUUUUUCUGAAGCGGAGGACAAUGAGCUGUUCUCCGUGAUCAGCACCCCCCCUGAGAAGGGCCAGAGUGUUUUACCUGGCCAGAACCAGAGCACAAGGCUAGGGGCCAAAGACCCCUCUCUCCCCAUCAACGAGCUCCUGGAAAAGGGCAUCAAAGCCGGGGACUCCAAGUACGCCCUCCACCCCCUUCCCUCGGGGGUUUGGCCCAAGCACAGUGACCCUCGCCCCGGCCUCCACAACAAGAGCAAGAAGGGCCCUAAAAAUGACCGCCUGAUUGAGCACAACAGCGAGAAGAACCGCGGUGAGGCGAGUCUAGUGCUUCCCAAAAUGCCACUGACCGCUGCCACCAACCGCACACAGAAAGUAAACGUGGACCCUCACCGGGACCCCCACACCAACUUCAACAACCCCCCACAGAGUGACCCGGACAGUCACCCCAACUCCAGAACCAGGGGCCACCCUCACUCGGCCCCCUCCCCUCGCAGGGACCCCUCAACCAGAAAGCUGGACCCGGAGGAGAACCGCCCUGGGGGGAAGUCCAGUCUGUACCAGUCCGGCGGCGCCAACCGGAAUAACAGCCGCUCAUCUGUGCUCAUCAACCGUCGCUCCUCCAGCCUGCUCUACCACUUCGACAUUCUGAAACGAGAGUCUGACUUCACUCACGAGGCCGUCUGCAUGAGUGAGUGCAGGAAGGAGAAGGAGGAGAGAGAGCACUACUGCUACAGUGAAUUUGCCGUCAAUGGGGUCGUUCACGACAUAGACGUGGUGCGUAAGGGGAUUAGACUCAUCACACUGAUGGUGAGCAGCGAUGGCUUCUACAAGAUGAGCCGUCUCUACGUCACUCCAGACAGCUUCUUUCUCAAAGUGCGUCUCCUUGUCCUGGACACCUACAAAUGUAGCAAGCCUUGUCCUGAUAUAAAACUAGGUAGCCGGUACAUUGUAAUGGGUCAGAUCUACCACCGGAGGCGCCACCUCCCCAACGACCUCCUGGCCCUGCUGGGGGGAAAACUGAAGCCAGGGGACGGCCUCCUGCGUAGCAACAACUACGUCAAGCGCUUCAACAAGAGGAGACACCAGAAAGCCCUGGAGGCCACCCGCUCCAAGUGUAGGUAAAACCAAAACAGACUAUCGCCCCCUGCAGUGGCGGAAAAGACAUUGCAGUCGUCAACAAGAAGUGACUGAGACCUAUAACCCCUACAGCAUUUCAGCAGAGACGUAGGUGGACGAGGCCAAUAUGUUGUUUUUUCCGGCAUGGACCGCCUGCACUUGUUUGUCAUAAUCCAGGUUGAGUGGUAAUGUUUUUGCUUGUCUGUCUGUACAGUCUUUACCUUGUAGCUUUGCGUCCUCUUUGAUAGAAGACACAAGUGGAGUCUAUAUCAAAGGUUCUCGUCUUUCAACCUCUGCUUGAAGUAUUGCCCCAUCAGAUUUACUAAAUGUAUUUUUAAAAACCUUUUAACUAGGUAAGUCAGUUAGAACAAAUUAUUAUUUACUAUGACGGCAUACCCGGGCCAAACACGGACAACGCUUAUUAUUGUGAAUGAGCAUAGAGUUGGAUAGAGGGCACACUUAACAAAGACAAAAGACGAGCUCUCUAGUAUAUCUCUACUCUAGUCAUUUAUUAAGAUGUCAUGGUACUUAAAAUGAUAAUUUAUUCAUGUCUGGUACUUGAAUCGGUCAGAUCAGUGCCUCUCUCAAAUUGGUUUAAUUUACGAUUGAAAAAUUCUGCCAGUGAAGCCAGAGUUCUGGUUCAAUGGAAUAAUUCAGGUAGAGGACAUUUUCAUUGGCUAAUCCGUUGUAAAACAACUUUUCAUCAGAAUGUUUUGGUUGUACCGUGUCAACGCUUGAAGAUGGUGUCUGAGCAUGUGAAUGAAGCCCAUAUUUACCCUGAGGUAGGAAGACUGCCAACUCCAGCCCCACUAUUCACGCGAACACACCCGCACAUCUCCAAUUGGCUUGUUCCAAGUUAUCCUAAUCAUCCAUGGGAAAGACAAUCUGUUCAGAUCUAGUUGCACCCUGGUGCUUCUCCAAUGGCAAGAAUCCAAUCACAUUUCCCCUUUGGAGCUUGGUAGGAAACUUUAAAGAACUUCCUACUGACUAAAUACACAAUAUCAGCAAACUCCUAUUUAUGCCUGUAAGAAAAGCUGUCACAUUUUCAUACUGUUUUGUGCCUGUCAUUUGAUUGCAGGAAAUGCACUUUUACUGUAUGUGAAAAAGAAGAGGGGGGGUUGGAUGAAAGACUGGAAAAGCAUCAACAACAAACCCCAGAGGAGGGAAAAGUUGAAAAGAGACUAAAAUAAACCUAUUUUUAUAAUAUUAAAGAUGUGUACAGUUUGAAAUAUCCAAUGGAGAAAACAGACUUCAUAAGGGAACCUGGUGGUAUUAGUGAGUGUUUUUGUAAAUCUAAUCGCGGGAAUCUGAUCCCCAGCGCACCUGGACACAUGGCGUCAGAAAAGUGUGGCUCUCCUUGCCGGUUCUCUUUGGAGAUGGUGGGGUGAAAGCGAAUGCCACCUCUGGCCCUUAUUUGUUCAUGCACACACACAAACGCAAACAUGCACACACAUCCGAUGGGGCAAAAGCUCAAAGGAGGCAUUUGAGAGUGGUAAAGGGAAGGAGAGAGGGAGGAGAGAUGGAGGGAAGGUGAAAAAGAAGGAAAAGGUUAUAGCGCCUUCAGAAAGUAUUCACACCCCUUGACUUUUACCACACUUUGUGUUACAAAGUGGGAUUAAAAUGGAUUUAAUUGUAAUUUUUGGGCAACUAUAUACACAAAAUACUCUAAUGUGAAGGUGGAAGAAAAAGUUGAACAUUUAUUACAAAUUUAUCAAAAAUAAAAUACUAAUAUCUUUAUUAGGUAAGUAUUCACCUCCCCAUAGACAAUACAUGCUAGAAACACCUUUGGGAGAUAUUACAGAGUCUUUGUAGGUAAGUCUCUAAGAGCUUUGCACACCUAGAUUGUACAAUAUUUGGCCAUUAUUCUUCAAGCUCUGUCAAGUUGGUUGUUGA